AUGCUGGCAGUCGAGUCGUCCUUUCGCGGCCACGGCAUCGCAACCGCACUCGUGCAACAAGCUAUCGACGCCAUGACCAAACGCAAUGCCGAUGAGAUUGUUCUGGAGACUGAAGAAUCAAAUACUCCAGCCAUGCGACUCUACGAACGGCUGGGGUUCUUGCGGUCCAAAAAGUUGCACCGUUACUAUCUGAAUGGCAAUAGCGCAUAUCGACUCGUUCUUCCGCUAAGGAGCGUUGACUUCGACGUCACCCAGGACUAUCUCAUCGGGGAAGUGUCUUGA
Messenger RNA from Metarhizium brunneum ARSEF 3297, 282 nucleotides. RefSeq names its product N-alpha-acetyltransferase 30 (gene NAA30). Gene Ontology annotation, biological process: N-terminal peptidyl-methionine acetylation. The record is from RefSeq and is a predicted model, not a curated record. Gene Ontology annotation, molecular function: protein-N-terminal amino-acid acetyltransferase activity. Lineage: Eukaryota; Fungi; Ascomycota; Sordariomycetes; Hypocreales; Clavicipitaceae. Gene Ontology annotation, cellular component: NatC complex.